Sarcophilus harrisii (Tasmanian devil) is the source of this 2533-nucleotide messenger RNA. RefSeq names its product zinc transporter 10-like. Gene Ontology annotation, cellular component: membrane. Gene Ontology annotation, molecular function: zinc ion transmembrane transporter activity. Gene Ontology annotation, biological process: detoxification of zinc ion; zinc ion transmembrane transport; manganese ion transport. Bases 405 to 1835 code for a protein of 476 amino acids. The record is from RefSeq and is a predicted model, not a curated record. The transcript has 4 exons. Lineage: Eukaryota; Metazoa; Chordata; Mammalia; Dasyuromorphia; Dasyuridae.
UCAUCACGCUAUAAAGAGCUAAAGGGUAAAGGGAGGCGGUGUCCUAAUGACAGCAGCCACUGGGCCACUCCUUUCAACUGAACGUUUGGAGGCUAGGGGCGCUCUUCUCUGUCCUAAAAAAAAAAAAAGCCAAAGGGCAGCGUUGGCUGCUGAAAGCCUGACGGCCAGUACUCAGGGCUCUUUCAGAGUCAGGCAGGGUCUGCGGUCGCACUUGUUGCCCAGGCGUGCAUAGCCCGCAGCCACCCCGGGACGUACCCCUCCCUGCGCCCCUCUCCAAAAGGCGGCGCUGCGGCGGUGAGCUGCAGGGAAUCCCCAGCUGCGGUGGGCCGGCAUGGUGAAUAUAAUUGAGCUCAGCCACAGUUAGAAGGUCAGCGAACCCUUCCCGCCGCUGGGCUUCGGAGGAGAUGGGCCGCUACUCGGGCAAGACUUGCAAGUUGAUCUUCAUGCUGGUGCUCACCACCGGUUUCUUCGUGGCUGAGCUGGUGUCGGGCUAUCUGGGCAAUUCCAUCGCUCUUAUCUCGGACUCUUUUAACAUGCUGUCCGAUCUGAUCUCGCUCUGCGUGGGGCUCACAGCCGAGUUCAUCCUUCGCCGCCACACCCGAGGUUCCCGAGCCACUUACGGUUACAGGCGAGCAGAGGUAGUGGGGGCAUUGAGCAACGCCGUCUUUCUCAUAGCCUUGCGUUUCACCAUUUUCGUGGAGGCCAUCCUGCGCCUGGCCCGGCCAGAGCAUAUUGAUGAUCCAAAACUAGUGCUCAUCGUAGGGGCCCUGGGACUGGCGGUCAACGUGGUGGGCUUGCUGAUCUUCCAGGACUGUUCCUCCUGGUUCACCUGUGGCCGCCGCCGGCGACGUCUGAAUGGCAGCAAAAGAGGUCCCUCGGCACCUCCGGAGGCAGUAAGCGCGCAGCAGCAGCAGCUGUCUGUGCCAACUGCUGAAGUACCGGGUUCGGAUUCGGCCCUAACUCUCCGGGUGGCCUCCGACCCUCUGAAGGCGGAGAAAGGGGUGACUCUGCAGCCGCGUGAAGCAGGUGAUUCUUAUAACACCCAGAAUGAACCUCAAGAGGAGACUAUGAAAAAAGAGAAAAAGUCGCAAGCCCUGAAUAUCAGAGGUGUUCUAUUGCAUGUAAUGGGAGAUGCACUGGGAUCUGUGGUUGUAGUAAUUACUGCUAUCAUAUCCUAUAUGGUUCCUCUGGAGGGAGAUAAACCAUGUAACUGGCAGUGCUACAUUGAUCCAAGCCUUACUAUUAUCAUGGUCUUCAUCAUUUUGUCAUCUGCUUUUCCACUCAUCAAGGAGACAGCAUCCAUCUUACUACAAAUGGUUCCUAAAGGUAUCAAUUUGGAGGAAUUGGUGGGCAAGCUGUCCAAUGUACCUGGUGUUAGCAGCAUACAUGAAAUGCACAUCUGGGAACUUGUAAGUGGGAAGAACAUUGCCACUCUCCACAUCAAGUGCCAAAAGAGCAAAGAUUACCAAGAUGCCAAUUUUAAAAUGCGGGAAAUUUUCCACAGUGCAGGGAUCCAUAAUGUAACCAUCCAGCCAGAAUAUGUGGACCAGGAGGAAUCCUUGGAUCAGGACUUGAUGCUCCUCUGUAACUCACCGUGCAUCUCCAAAGCAUGUGUGAAUCAUCUCUGUUGCCCUCCAGAGAUGCAAUCCCUUACUCACAUCAAUGUUUGUGCAGAGCCCAAUGGUUGUCCUCCAACUGCAACAUAUAGGAGUGAUGGCUUAAGUCGAAAUGACACAGCUGCAAUUAUCAUCCAAACAGAAUGUCAUGGUGAUAGUGGGCCAGCCGCUAAAGAGAAACAAGGAGAUCUGAUCUUUGUCAAUAGCACCCAUUUUUAAUUUGGUCUCAGCUUUGAAAGUCAACUGAUUGAGAAAAGCAGCUUAACCACCAGUCACCUCAUGCUAAUUCUUGUGGGACAGAUUUCCUGAAUGAUGACCAAUAACCAAAAUUAGUAAUGUAAUAAUGUGUUAAAAUAAGGGAUGAAGUCCUUUUAAAAAAUUUGGGCAAUUUUAAGAUUCACAAGCUCUUCCUACCCCACCCUACCUAAACUAUACAGGUGAAUAUUGUUACCCUGUUGACCUAUUAACCUGUAAACCUAUGUGUUUAUCUGAGCAUCUUCCCUUUAGUCAAGAACAUUAGUUUGAACAUUUAUUUCCUGAAGUAAAUUAAAAAAGUGUAGAGACAAUGUGAACUAGAGACUAAUUCAAUAUUUUUGGAGGACUGGGAUUUGAAUAUUCUCUCCUCCUUACCCUGACCCUUUUUUGGGAAUCAUUUUUGACUGAGUUAUUUUAGUCUACUGAGGUGAACUCUGGAUAAUAUAAGCUUUUCUGUUGUGCUUUUCUGAAUCAUCAAUAAUGAAUUUCACAGUAGUGUUCUAUUCUGUCCUUCCAUCUCUCUUACAUCUUCUCUUUGAUAGAGAAUAAAAUGGGGUCUUAAUAAGCUCGAAAAGACUGGAACAGUAGAAGAGAUCAUUGAGUUCAAUAAAAGAAAUUUUUUUUUCUUCAUAAUAUAUUUGCUUAAGAGGUGGAGAAACAAA